AUGACGAAGCAUAGCAAGAAUAACACCGCGUCGUCAAUCUUCAGCUAUGCAGAAUACAAGAAGUUGGAUUAUGGAACGAGGAGGCAACGUCUCGGAAAUGAAUCGAUGAGACGUUUUGAUGCAUGCGCACUUUGCUUAAACCGUGCUCGCGAGCCAUUGGCUUGCACCGACGGCCAUCUUUUCUGCAAAGAGUGUGUAUACACGGAUCUAUUAACACAGAAGAAAGACAUCAAGCGCCAGAAGGACCGCCUCGAAGCCUUGAAGAAAGAAGCUGAAGAGGAACGUUCUCGUGCACGAGAGGCGGCGAGAGAGAGGGUGUUGAAGGAGUUUGAAAGGGGUCAGCUUGGGCUUGCUGGAGGUUCCGUUGCCAGUUCGAGCAGUAAAGCAGAGUCGAAAACCGACGAACCUCGCGGAACCAAGCGAAAAACGCCGCCCGGGUCUGACGCCGCCUCCGAGUCUACGUCCAAAAUUACACCCUUUUCAUUCUCCACCGACACGGUUCAAAAGUUUGCCCAAGAGGCUGAAGAAGCCGCCUUGAAGCAGAUAGAGCGCGAACAAGCUGAAGCCCUGAAGCACAAACUGCCUGACUUCUGGCUACCGUCACUCACUCCGACGUACACCUCAAGUGGGGUCCCGCAAAGCCUGAGCGAUGUGGAUGUUGGUGUGAAGAAGUUGUCGACCGUCUGUCGGGGUGGUGUGGAGUCCCAUUCAAUCGCGUUGAAGACACUAGUGCCUGUCAAGUUCACGGUGUAUUCGUCCAACUCGGGGUCGAGCUCGACAACGGCCGAGGCGCCGGCGAAGAGCAAAGAUGAGCCGGAAGCGAUGUGCCCAUCGUGCAAGAAACACUUGUCCAACAGCGUCCUUCUGUUCCUAUCGAAGCCAUGCGGACAUGUUACCUGCAAGACCUGUACAGACACCCUCGUCCGACCUGCGAAACAGUGCAUCGUCUGUGAUACUGCCUUGAAGGAGAAGGAUGUUAUCGAGCUUAAACGGGAAGGAACCGGAUUCGCAGGUGGUGGGCUCGCAGAGACCUCCAAGACAGGCAUCGCUUUUCAGGGAUAA
Molecule: messenger RNA, 1062 nt
Organism: Cyclocybe aegerita
Lineage: Eukaryota; Fungi; Basidiomycota; Agaricomycetes; Agaricales; Hemipholiotaceae
Source: the annotation of a GenBank genome assembly